This is a messenger RNA of Menidia menidia (Atlantic silverside), 1341 nucleotides long. NCBI's taxonomy places the organism in Eukaryota, Metazoa, Chordata, Actinopteri, Atheriniformes, Atherinopsidae. The record is from the annotation of a GenBank genome assembly.
AUGGCUCUGUGGAUCAUCGCCCCCCCACUUCCACGAAGAGAGGAGAUCAACUCAAGCUGUCUCCUCCAACGAACCACAAAGAUCUGCAGCAAACCCAGUCGACUGUGGCUCUGUUCGCCCGGUAUCACCGGCCCGGCCCCGCUGACGGUCCCGGAGGAUUUUCCCGCCUCUCCUCGCGCCGCUUUGCUCUUGUUUGUGCUUCCGGAUUGUCUGGGAUUGUGUCGGCCCCGUUGCGCCGUUUUGGAAGAGAAGUCGUUCCCCACAAAAUGUAGCUCCGGGGUGUCGCACCAAGCGUUGUCACGUAAAGCUGGUAGGGAGCAGGACCCAGCCUGGGCUUCCCUUGUAAACAGAGAGCAGCUCUACAGAGGGGGUCCCAAGUCAGUUCUGGUGGGGGCUCCAGGGCUCCUGGGGAACCAGGUAUCCGGGGCUCUGGGGGGUCUGGGGUUCCGGGUAUCCGGGGCUCCUGGGAUCCAAGGGUCCAGGGCUCCAGGGCUCAGGGUAUCCGGGGCUCUGGGGGGUCUGGGGACUCCAGAGCUGUGGGGCUCCAGGGGAUCCGGGCACCUGGGGGGCUCCUGGGCCCCAGGGCUCCAGGGGCUCCAGGUCUCCAAGUAUCUGGGUCUCUGGGUAUCUGGGUCUCCAGGGCUUUGGGGUAUCCGGGGAUCUGGGGGGUCUGGGGGCUCCAGGGAAACCGGGGCUCCGGGACUCCAGGUCUCCAAGUAUCUGGGUCUCCAGGUCUCUGGGUCUCCAAGUAUCUGGGUCUCCAGGUCUCUGGGUCUCCAAGUAUCUGGGUCUCCAGGUCUCUGGGUCUCCGGGUAUCUGGGUCUGCGGAUAUCUGGGUCUCCGGGUAUCUGUGUCUCCGGGUAUCUGGGUCUCCGGGGCUUUGGGGGCUCUGGGUCUCCGGGUAUCCAGGGCUCUGGGGUCUCCAGGGCUCUGGGGCUCCAGGACUCCAGGGCUUGGGGUAUCCAGGGUCCGGGGGAUCCAGGCGGCUGCUCUGUGUUCCAGGCGGGCGUAGUGAAGGAUGCGGGAGCCAUGUCGGAUGUGGAGGCCACGUACGCGGACUUCAUCGCCUCCGGCAGGACGGGGCGCCGGAACGCGCUGCACGACAUCCUGCAGAGCCCCACCGACCCCGAGGGCCGGGAGCUGCCCCUCACCCUGUCCCUGUCCCAGCUGCACAUCAACGCGGGGGGGGGGGGGGGGCCGGGGCCCCGGGGGGGGGGGGGGGGGGCGGGGACCUCGAUAGCUGAACUCUGCGGGGGUCCUCACACAGACGGAGACGACGCGGAGGACAGCCGCAGCUCGCCGGCCUCGGCCCAGAGGGACGCCCAGCAGAGGAACAGCUAG